CUUGGACUGGAAGGAUGAAGAUGGUAACACAGUCUUCCACAUUGCUGCAUUGAUGAAUCAGACUGAGGUCAUGAAGUUGCUGCGUAAAACUGUUAAAGUAAAAGCGAAGAAAUUGGAUGGCAAAACAGCGAUGGACAUAUUUCAAACUCACCAAUCUCCUUGUUUCCCCAAAGCAAGCAGACUUUUCCACAACGCUAAAGAAAGGCUACUUGGUCGUUCCACAACUACUCUUGCGGAAUAUUUGAGCAAAAAGCUAACGUUUAUUGAGAAACGUAACAAUCUCUUGGGGCUGAGCAAUUUGAGCAUGACUGGAGACAGGUCUCUAAACACUAGCAACCGCCACGAUGCAAUACUUGUUGUGGCUGUACUGAUAGCAACAGCUACAUACCAGGCUGGUCUCAGUCCUCCCGGCGGAUUUUAUCAGGAUGAUUCCUCAAAUUUUAAAGAUGAGAAUAGUAACUUUGCUGGGGAGAUGACUAUGGAUUUCUACUUAGCCUUAUCUUUUCUUGCCCUCAAUGGGUUCGCCUUCUUAUCAUCUCUAUAUGUGAUCCUUAUCCUCAUAGUUGGACUCCCCAUGUGGAAGUUCAUCUAUGGUUCAACGGCCGCUUUAGGUGUCGCUAUGUUAUUUUCAUACUACAGUAUAUUCCCAAAUCCAGAUAACGAAGAGUUAUAUCAAGAGGCGUAUACGUAUAUGGAUUCCCAGUGA
Molecule: messenger RNA, 706 nt
Organism: Eutrema salsugineum
Lineage: Eukaryota; Viridiplantae; Streptophyta; Magnoliopsida; Brassicales; Brassicaceae
Exons: 3
Coding region: 53-706 (217 amino acids)
Source: RefSeq, a predicted model, not a curated record